UGAUGAAGCCACAUCCCUGUCAAAAUUUUAGUAAGGCUGCCAACAGUCAACGACUACCAAUUGAACCUGCCUAUCAUACAACAUACCUUUCAUUGCUAUCUGUUGCAUUAGCAAACUCAGUGUACAGUCUACAGUAUUCUGGCGCUGUGGUCGUCAUGUUGUGCUGAGACCCAAAAGAACUUACUAACGUGUGAAUGGUCGGCAUGGAAGAACUACUGGCCAAGCAGCGGAAAGAAAAGCGUGAUCUACAGGGUCGAAUCAGGCAGAAGAAGAAGAAUGCCACCAAAAAGACGAGAAAAGGUGUCAACGAUGAAUGUGAGAUUCUAGAAAGAGAACUAGCAGAAAAGCAUCAAGCCGAAACCGCGGUACUAGACGGAGAAAGCCCAAAUCAAAUUGAGUCCGGUGUAGAUGGCCUGACCCUCGAGGAGCCUGUUGACGGAGGUGAUCACGAAACAACGACCGGAGCCAACCAGACGAAGGCAGAGGAGUCCGAUGCACAAUCACUUGCUGAUCAGCCACAAUCAAAGAAACCAAACCGACAAAAAGCAAGAUUGGCUCGAAGAGCCGCCGAACAAGAAGCUCAAGCAGCUGCUGCGGCAUUGGAGGCCGAAAAUCUACCUGAUCGUCGAGAGCAAGAAGUGUCUGCAAUGAAACAGCAGAUGGAGAGUCGAGGUUUGACGGAGACUAUGAUCCGUCCGGAUGGCCAUUGUCUCUUUUCUGCGUGUGCGCACAGUAUGUCUCCCGACCAAGUCUCGAAAUCCGGACCAAAAAAGGCACCAUAUGAGAAUGUGAGGUUCGCGGCUGCUGAGUUCAUGGCUACUCAUUCAGAUGAUUUCGAAGCUUUCAUGGAGGAGCCCCUCGAUUCCUAUGUCAAGAAAAUCAGAGACACGGCAGAAUGGGGAGGUCAGCUUGAGUUACAGGCAAUUGCACGAUCAUAUCAUAUCGACGUUAACGUGCUCCAAGCUGAUGGAAGGGUGGAAAAGAUCAGCUCCGGAUCAGACAAGACAGGAGAGUCAGAUGAUAUCUGGCUUGCCUAUUAUCGCCACAGUUUCGGCCUGGGAGAGCACUACAAUGCAUUGAAGAAAGUGGACAAGACUUGAAAACAGUACAAGGAUGACCAUGAAGCGAUGGCGAACUUUUUACAACAUAUCAUUCAAGACACCAACUUAACGGUGGCGCCAAACAGAAAUCCAAUCUUGGACUUUACCCUCGGCGUCUUUACCGACCUUGUGUGUGUCAGCGGGCUGCCAGUGACC
Exophiala viscosa is the source of this 1256-nucleotide messenger RNA. RefSeq lists its product as uncharacterized. The record is from RefSeq and is a predicted model, not a curated record. Gene Ontology annotation, biological process: protein deubiquitination. The transcript has a single exon. Bases 195 to 1100 code for a protein of 301 amino acids. Gene Ontology annotation, molecular function: cysteine-type deubiquitinase activity. NCBI's taxonomy places the organism in Eukaryota, Fungi, Ascomycota, Eurotiomycetes, Chaetothyriales, Herpotrichiellaceae.